GGAGGCUCAGCAGAAGAAGCCAGAGUCUGGUAUCUCCAAAUUCACCCAGCGCCUCUCUCUCAAGGAUCGGCAGGCCAAGCCUGAGAAGACAGCAGUAGACAGACCUCCAUCCUAUAGGAGGCGCUCUCUCAGCCUGGACUGGGCAGAGUCUCCCAAGAUGACCCAGCAAAUGCGUGAGCACCCUCCGGCACCGACCAGGAAGUCGGCCAGCCUCUCCUCGCCCAGUGCCGCCCGGCGCCUCUACCGCAACCUUUCUGGCAAGUUCCGCGUGGGAAACCCUGGCCUGGAGGACAGCGUCGUGUCGGGACGCGGGGACAAGGAGCGUCUCCGCAAGUCCACCAUGUUCCAGAGCAACGAGGCCCUGUUUGAGGCAGUGGAGCACCAGGAGAUGGACCUGGUGCAGCUGCUGCUGUCCCAGUACAGCCUGGAGGAACUGGACCUCAACACACCCAACAGCGAGGGGCUGCUGCCUCUGGACAUCGCCAUCAUGACCAACAACGUGCCCAUGGCCAAGCUUCUGCUGCAGGCCGGGGCCAAGGAGAGCCCGCACUUUGUGAGUCUGGAGGGCCGGGCAGUGCACCUGGCCACGCUGGUGCGGGAGGCGGAGCAGCGUGUGACGGAGCUGAUGGCGCAGGUGGCCAGCGAGGGGCCGGGCGAGCACGAGGCGUCCGACAGAGAGAGGCAGCUCAAGGCGUGGGAGUGGCGCCUUCGGCUCUUCAAGCGCAUGAAGACGGGGUUCGAGCACGCGCGACCCCCUGAUGCUCCAAGCAACGUCAGACUGUCUGUCAGCAGCAACUCCAGCCUGAGGGUCAACUUCCAAGAGCCCCUUAGUGUCAACUCUGCUGUAGUCACUAAGUACAAGGUGGGAUGGAGCUGUUCCCCCUCGCUGUGUCCCCUGCUGGGAGAGUUGGUGGUCGAGGACACCAGGACCCUGCAGUGCACCAUCACUGGACUCACAUCAGGGAAUCCUUACUAUGUGCAGGUAUCUGCUUACAACAUGAAGGGAUGGGGACCCCCGCAGACGUCCGUCCCAGCGUGUGCAGUCCCCUCCAGUUGGAGGGAGAUCGACGGGCGCGCACCACGGCAGAGAGGCCAGAAGGAGGCACUGGACCAGCUGCUGGGCCAGAUAAAAGAUGCCCACCGGCACUGUGUGUGCCAUGAGCAGUGCAAAGCGCCGCCACAUGUGAGGAAGCAUUCUGUCUCCAAAAGCCUGAGGCACCUUUUCCAGCCUACCAGCAAGUUUGUAAAAAGCUUGAAGAGGGGCCUGUACCUGACCUCAAUAUUCUACAGAGACGACAACGUGCUGGUGACUCCCGAGGAUCAGAUCCCCAUCGUGGAGAUUGAGGACUCCUACUCUAGCUCCCUGAUGCAGGACUUCCUCUGGUUCACCAAGGUGUCCUACCUGUGGGAGGAGAUCCCCUGGCUGCAGCAGUGUCUCAGCCCCUCCCAGUCCUCCUGUUCCUGUACCCUGCAGACACGCCUCAAGAUGCUGCAGGCUAUAUCCCUGCUUCAGGGCAUGCUGGGAACACAGGACCUUGGGAGGGUAUACUUCGAGCCCAUCAAAGACAAGCACGGCAAUGUGCUGCUGGUGACUCUCCGGGACAUGAGCUCCAGCCCCAGCCUGGACGGGGUGCGCUGGACCCAGCUCUGCAAGCUACAGCUCCAGCGAAAAUCCAUCUCUUCCCCCGAGGAGCCCACAGCGCUGGACAUGCUCCUCAUCACACUGCACGAGAAGCUGGCCUACCACAGGCGCAGCAGGAAGUUGCUCUCUCCGGGCCUCUACCUGGGCUACCUGAAGCUCUGCAGCUCUGUGGACCAGAUCAGGGUGCUGGUCCCGCAGAAGCUGCCCAAUGUGCUCUGCCAUGUCAAGAUUCGAGACAACAGCAAUGUGUCCAGGGAGGAGUGGCAGUGGCUACAGGCUCUCAGCUGUCUGGAGGAGUCUCUGGAGAUGGACCAGGAUGUCCAGAGCGCUCCGCACUGUUUUCUGCAGGACCUGCGCAGUGCCUGCAAGGAGCUCAUAGCCCACAUCAAUAUCCCUGUCAGCCAGGCACAGGACUUUCGCAUUUACAGCCAGGAGGUGUUGGAGUUCGGCGAGAAGGUUUCGUUCCUGCUCCUGUUGCCGCCCUCGGACGAUGUGUGCACCGCCCCUGGGCAGAACAACCCCUACUCCCCACGCUCCGGCUUCCUCACCCUGCCCCUGCAGGUCUUUGAGUUGGGUGAGGACGCGACGUGAAACCCGUCUCCCUCCUUGUG
This is a messenger RNA of Megalops cyprinoides (Indo-Pacific tarpon), 2253 nucleotides long. Its product is annotated as ankyrin repeat and fibronectin type-III domain-containing protein 1-like. Gene Ontology annotation, molecular function: protein binding. Gene Ontology annotation, biological process: establishment of mitotic spindle orientation; regulation of establishment of bipolar cell polarity. Gene Ontology annotation, cellular component: spindle. The record is from RefSeq and is a predicted model, not a curated record. Bases 158 to 2233 code for a protein of 691 amino acids. Lineage: Eukaryota; Metazoa; Chordata; Actinopteri; Elopiformes; Megalopidae. The transcript has 16 exons.